AUGACGUCUCGUGAACAUCUGGUGGGUGGUUUCGCUGGUGGUGUGGUGAGUACGUUAACGUGUCAUCCACUUGACCUUCUCAGAAUCCGAUAUUCAGCAAAUGAGGGGAAUAACAAAUUGAGGCCGCAGUAUCGCAGCUACUGGCAUGCCACGAGAACUAUAAUAGCAGCUGAAGGAUAUCGUGGUCUUUACCAGGGAUUAUCACCGAAUUUGGUUGGUGCUUCUCUUGCGUGGGGAUUAUAUUUCGAUUUUUAUUAUAUAAUUAAAGCAAAAUGCAACGAACAUCGGAUAACAUCUGGCAACGAAAUGGUUGAUAAUUUCUUCAUUGGUUUGACAUCCGGUGCUUCUGUAUUAGCACUUACGAAUCCGAUUUGGGUUGCGAAAACAAGACUUUGUUUACAAUAUGAAAAUCAAUUGGGUAAACGUUAUACUGGUAUGAUCCACUGUAUUAGACGCAUGGCUGUCGAAGAAGGAUUUUCAGCGUUAUAUAAGGGUUUUGUACCGGGAUUAUUGGGCACAGGUCACGGUGCUCUACAGUUCAUGCUGUACAACUACUUAAAGGAUUCGCACUAUCGAAAACUUGGUGUCACAUCUGACUAUAAAUUGAGUACCAUCGACUAUUUAUUGUAUUCAUCGGCGUCAAAAAUUGUCGCAACAACUCUGACGUUCCCUUACCAGCUAUUAAGAACUCGUCUCCAGGAUCAGCACGCAGACUAUCGAGGAGUAUGGGAUGUGUGCAAACGGACAUUCCAAAAGGAAGGAAUAUUCGGCUUCUAUAAGGGUCUUUAUAUGGCUAAUAUUCGACAGGUACCUGCAGCUGUUGUCACGUUCAUCACUUACGAAAAUGUACGACACCUUUUCCGAACUUACAGUUUAGUAUAA
Messenger RNA from Anisakis simplex (herring worm), 882 nucleotides. Lineage: Eukaryota; Metazoa; Nematoda; Chromadorea; Rhabditida; Anisakidae. The record is from the annotation of a GenBank genome assembly.